Messenger RNA from Striga asiatica, 2702 nucleotides. NCBI's taxonomy places the organism in Eukaryota, Viridiplantae, Streptophyta, Magnoliopsida, Lamiales, Orobanchaceae. The record is from the annotation of a GenBank genome assembly.
AUGCACGUACCAGAAUCCGAGCAGGCAAAGUGUAGAGAGCUCAAUCUGAGAGACAAAAUUGAUGAAAAGUCUGUUUUAGGCCUCUAUGCCAUGAAUGGUGGAGAAGGACCUAAUAGCUAUACCCAGAACUCAUCUUACCAAUACCAGGUUAUGAACGACUUCAACACCCUUUUCCGGGAUCAAAUACCACGCUGCGGGUGUACCCUCGAUUUUGCCUGCGCCCUUAACUGGCUGUCGGGUGCAUUUCCCCAGCUUGGAAUAAAGGGAGAGUUAGCAGGAAAGGAAGUUUUCCAAGCCUAUUCAAAUCAUUAUGCAAAUGAUAUAACUUGUGGGUGGAUGGAGGGCUUAUGAUAUGGCCUUACUCGUGCCUGCAGUCCCCACCUUUGAGAAAUCCUACACAACCCCAACUGAAAUGGAUCUCAUUGCUUCUUGCCUAGUGGACAUGACAUGGCAGAGAAGGGAAUAGUCAGCAAGGAAAAGGUGGAUACCUUCAACUUUCCGUUGUAUUUUACUGUUCCACAACAACUAAAGGCAAUAAUAGAGAGGAACCAAAGCUUCAAUAUUGAAAGGAUGGAAAUACUUAACAAUCCCGGGAAACGCACCAUGCCCAGCACAUACCUCAGGGCCGUCUUUGAAGGAUUGCUGAUGAAUCCUUCACUUUGGAACCCAAAUCAUGGAUGAAUUGUUCGAGCGGUACACGAAGAAGCUGGCGGUAUCACCAUUGUUCCUAAAUCCUGACAAUGAGAAAUCAAUAAUAAUAUUUGUCCUCCUCAAGCGCAAAGAGGAAUGAUACAGAAACAUAGCAUCCCCUCCUCUUCAAGUGAAAAGAAGAAAUCCAUAUCAUAAAACCAAAUUAUGUAACAACAGCCUGCUGUACAAUGUUAUCAAUUUGUGGCAAACCACGUGCUGGUGAUUUCAGCAAACAACGUUCUUAUUCUGUUUACUCCCAAAAUACUAUAAGAGGAGCACACCAACUUUCAACACAUCAGUAUCUACGGAGAAUAUAUAUAAAAGACACAUACAUAUUCAGAAACCAUAAACUGUAGGCAUAAGAACAUCACUGAGGUCAAUGUUACUAUUCCCGACAGCAGUUAACCACCAUAAGAAAAAUUUCUAAACAAUGAUCAUGUGCAUGAAAUCACAUCAAGAAGUCCAUACAGGUAAAAUCGCAACUAUCCCACAUAUCUCUGAAAAUAAUACAAAAUGGAGACAAGACGGAACUAGGACAAAGACAGCAUUGUGUACAAGCUGAUAUCCGGAGAUGAUUCACAGGUUGUAUAAAUUACAUUACUCAAACCAAUCGUAGUAUAGUUCUAAUAAUAUAAAAUGGUACCAGAAAGUGUGAUAAGUGAAAAAGAAAAAAAAAAUACACGCAGAUAAUAUUGAAAAUCUUAUUAUUAUUGUCUGUAGUAGCCACUCUGGUGGGGAGGCGGGGGGUAUGGAGAAGGAACAGUGUAGGGAGGGCGGGGCAUCGACCCUGGUUGCUGAGGGGGUGCAUUAUAGUACGGGCCUCGCCAGCCUGGAUAUGCAGGUUGCCCGUACUCAUGAUUCACGGCAGGCUGCUGGUGUUGUGGAGGUGGGUAAGUGUUGGAAGAAGGUACAUGAUAGGGUGGUGGAACUUGUUGCUGGCUCACAUACGGUGGGGUUUGAGAAUAAAUUGGCAUUGGGGACUGAUUUGGCGGCUGGUAAUUGUUUAAUGGUUCCUGUUGGUGUUCAGAACUGGGCCUUUGGGCCUGCCCAGUGGAAGGAAAGGAGUAUCCAGAAGUGGUUUUGUUUUCCUGGAAACUAAGACCCGAUAUUUGCCUCUGGACAUCUUCAAUCAUCUCCCGGCACUGGAUGUUUCGGGUCAUCACGAAAUCACUGCACUGUUGCUUUACUAUGGUGAUAGCAUCCUGUUUUCACAAAAUGAUGCAUCUUGGGGUGAUUUCAGUCCAUACACAAAUAAAACUCAAAGACAGAUGAUUGUGUAGAGAGAAUUGAAAUAAAAUAAAAAGAGUAUCAACUAAAGCAGCUUGGAAUACAGAGCAAGUUUCUACUGUCAACUGCUAGGUAAAUACCUUUAGCCUCCAUACCAGACAUUCUUCACAUAAAAGGUUUCGCUUCUCCUCCUACUUUUUGUUAUAAGUAUCAUCACAAAACUAUACAUUUAUUCAAAUAUUAUACAGCACGUCAACAUUUUCCCAUUAGUUUUACAAUUUUGAGAUUAUUUAAACCUAUCAGGGAUCACAUUACAAACUACAGUAACAUUAAUUCGUAAGUCUAAGCCAAUAUUAGUCACUUUUAAAUAUCGAAGCUCAACUUUCAGGCAGAACAUGUUAGACGUAACAUCUGUCUUUUUGACUCAGCAAGUUCCUGCUGCUCUCUUUUAGUUUUUUUGUUGUGGGGUUGGCUCGUGUGCAGGUUCUGGUGGCCGUAGCGGUGCACUCGCGAGAAGUAGGGGAGGUUGUAUUCUAUUGUUUAUAGGCGUGUGUUGUUGUUUCCUUUUCGUGUUGUUUAGGUGUGCUUGUGUUUGUGUGUAGGUAGUUUUUCUUCUUUAUUGGGUUUGUUAGUCUACUUAGUGGAUUAGUCUCCUUUAUGGAGUUUGUUUAGUCUCUUUUAUGGAGUUUUUUUGUUUCCCGGGUGUUCGUACCCCCUUGGUUGAUCGUGUAAUUCCAAUAGGGGGUUGAUCCAAACGUUGUUGUGGUUCUUGUGGUGUCAUUGAC